Funneliformis geosporum is the source of this 246-nucleotide messenger RNA. The record is from the annotation of a GenBank genome assembly. NCBI's taxonomy places the organism in Eukaryota, Fungi, Glomeromycota, Glomeromycetes, Glomerales, Glomeraceae.
AUGUCCUCACAAGAAGAAUUAGUAGAUUCUCUUUCCUUUGAUAAGAAAUCAUUACACGAUAUUUUCAAAACUGCUUGGAAGAACCCAAAGACAAAAAUAAGAAAAGAAGCAUUGGCACUUUCAGUUGAAUAUUUACGUAUAUUUACAGUCCAGGCUGUUAUCCGUGCAACCAAUGAAGCCCAGGAUGAAGUUGGAGGAUCUUUGAUAAGAUUAGAAGUUAACCAUUUAGAAAAGGUGAUUGUUUGA